Penicillium pulvis is the source of this 1773-nucleotide messenger RNA. RefSeq lists its product as uncharacterized. The record is from RefSeq and is a predicted model, not a curated record. Gene Ontology annotation, biological process: transmembrane transport; metal ion transport. NCBI's taxonomy places the organism in Eukaryota, Fungi, Ascomycota, Eurotiomycetes, Eurotiales, Aspergillaceae. Gene Ontology annotation, molecular function: metal ion transmembrane transporter activity. The transcript is spliced from 4 exons. Gene Ontology annotation, cellular component: membrane. The coding region runs from base 1 to 1773 and encodes 590 amino acids.
AUGGUAGCAUCUCCCGGACAAAUGCUAUUUCAGUCGCCCCCUCCUGGAAUGGACAUCGACUUAGAAGACCUGUCUCGACAAGCUAGCAUUUCCGCUGACGGUAAAAGACGGCCCUCCCAACAACAAAACAACGGAAGACUGGCUAUGUGGAUGGCAGAAAAUUUCAGAACCAAUUCAUCUUGGGCCACGAAUCCCAGCAAGGUCUUUGAAUGUCUCUCCGGCCACGAAUCACUGGAGAAAAUCUAUCGCAAAAUCGCCCGACGACCCAACCUUCGCACAGCCGAACGUGUGCUCAUGUAUAAAGCGACUGGUGCGGAUGAACUUAAUUUUGCCAAAAAUGAUACCUGGUCCGCAUGUUUCGAGCGAAUUCUUUCUGCUGCAGACACGAAUGACGCUGCUGCGUUCGAAGUCUGCGUCAUCUCCAUCGAUACCACAGACCUUGGCCGUGCAUUUUCGUUUAUUGACAAGUUAUUCCUAAUUACCCAUGACCGCCGCCAAAAAGCUUAUUCUUCGCUAAGUGAGAUAAUCAUACGAUUAUUUCAAAGUCAGUGGGGACUGAGUGAUGAAACAAUGGUCAAGAUUAUGGAAAGCUCGUAUGCAAAGCAGCUUUCACUCUCGUCGUGGCGACCGAAUUUACCAUCUUCUCGUACACUGACUGACCUAUUUACGACAACCAUUGGCAUUACUCCCCUCGUGCCAAUGAAAUUUGAAUUCAAAUGGAUUCAUGCUCCACACUACGCGACUGACCUUUCAGUCUACGUAUUUCAGCCGUACGGAAAGCAUCCUCAAGUAGACAGCUUGGAUGUCAUUUUGACAUCGAAUCAAUACGAGCAGAUACGGCGAUCGUUUGUGGUAGUGAACUCUCAUCAUACCUUAACCAAGUUGCGAAGUGGCAAGUUCCCCACACAGGCUCUAGAGCACAACGUCUUUACGCUUUCAUACACUCUACGCCUCUUCAAAGCCGUGUGUUCAGAAGUCGCCGCUGAAUUAGUGGCUUUCACGGCACAGGCAUGCGAAGAGAUUAAUUAUAUGGUUUAUGAAGGACGACUUCGACCCACUGGGAGCAAAAUGCAAUAUCUUCGGCAUCUGGAAGACUGCCACCUUGUCGCCAAGGAUUGCUGCCGGGCAAACAGACUUAACCUACAACGACUACUGGAUCAAGUCAACUCCAUUCAAGGACCACGUGCUGAUGAGGAGGCGAAACAGAUCAGCGAUCUUGAACUGGCGAUGAAAGAUCUAGAAUACUUACACGAUGAAGUCGAAUCGUCUUUACAAAGAAUACCUGAAGUACGUCGGGAUCUUCGAGAGAAUCUGGACCUGCUCCAAAUCCGUCGCACUAGCAUCCUAGGAAUUCUCGCUGCACUCUAUUUACCUCUUUCAUUUGUGACCAGCUUUUUGGGCAUGAAUCUCAACCAGUACACAACCCCUCAACCGUUUUGGCGCAACGCCACGGUCAUCAAUGAGACCAAUUCGAACAGCUUCACCAUCUCUCAAUCUAUCAAGGAUUCCGGAGCCAACCAAACAUGGUCUCUAGGGAAUUUUUUCGAGAUUGCAAUGCCGCUUAUGGUUGGAACUAUACUUGUGCCACUUGUUAUUGGAAGCAUUAUUCGAGCAUUCUUGCAAGGGCUUGCUCGGGGACGAACCUGGUGGCGCCUUUUGCUAGCUGCUAUUGUCAUCUGGUUGGAUAUUGUACUUUCAAUGAUCAAAGAGCGCAGAAGUGCUAACGGAGUUUCUACAGUUAUUGUAUUACGGUACCCCUCUUUGUGCCGAUAG